GAGGGUGCUCUCGCUGCUGCUACUAUACUAGGCUACAACUACUACCACUACAGCUACCACUAUCACACUAAGCGUAUCCUGGUACGCGCUAGCUACGUAGGCCGCUAGCUACGGUGGUACACCGAUACUACUCUCCUCCACGCCUCUCCUCGUCUGCUCCUUCUCGCUGCUCCCCGCGCGGACUCACCGGGAUAACUGCAUUUCGCGGACAGAAUCCCACAAGAACUCACGGCGAGCGGUCGCCCCUCUGCGCCACGGCCGACACUCUUCGUCGUCGUAUCGUAUCCCAUCGGUUUUCGACUUUUCCCUUCCGCGUAAACGUUUCCCGUCCGACGCACGACGUUCCCGAUAAGAGUAUACGAAAGCAAAGGAAAAGAAGGAUAGUCCGCCCGUUACGCGUCACCCUUCGCCACGUCCUUUCCUUCCGUUCGCAAUCUCCUCCGUAUCUAUAACCAAUUAAAUUCUUCCACGAGUACCGACUUCUUUCAAACUCGUGCUAAUUCUUUUCAAACAUCUGAUCAAAGAUUAUUUUAAUUUUCAAGGCCGCCAACCAGCACCGCGACCCCUUCUCCUCCUCGACCUCCACCGCUUCUCUCCUCCGUCCCAAUCUCUUCCGCUCGUUCGCCCUCCUAAUUGGAUCCAAGAGAUAAUAAGAUUUGAAUUUCGAAUCGGGGUCAUAUCGCGAUAAACCGACCGCGUUUCCCGUAGACGUUGAGAAUCCAACAUCAUAUCUUUCCUCCUCUUCUUCUUCUUCUUCUUCUUCUUCUCCUCCUCCUCCUCCUUCUCCUCCUCCCUCCUCCCUCCUCCCUCCUCGUCCUUCUCCUUUUUCAAUACUUGGAAUACAAAUAAAAACUUCUUCCUCCAGUCAUUCGUAAACUCGUCGGUAUUCGCGUAAAUACGUCGUCGUAUCGAAGUUACCAAAACGUUACGAUAAGAACUUAUUCGGGAGGUCAUAGACAAUCAUACAUGGAACUCGACCAACACCAAUAACGUUCUAAAUCAAGAAUAGAAAAGCAAGGAGUUACAGUGAUAAUAAGCGACAGUGAUAUAAGGAGGCGACGCGAGAGCAACGUCCUAAAAGGUGGUAUUGUGUUACGGGAAUAGAGGAAAGCCUAUUACCUAGAGUGCCAAAUGCCGAAGAGGAAAUAAUUGUAAAAGAGGAAUAAUUAAAAAGCCAAAGUAGAAGAAAGAAGUUUUAAAGUUCCUAGUCUCCUAUAUAUAGAGGAAUAAUAAUAAUAAAACGACUUGGACUAUUCGUUCGCGCGCCCAAAAAAGGACAGAGGCAUGCAGUGGUAAAUAAGAAAGGGGUGUCAGGUGGUGAUUAAUCGUCGCAAGAGCUCUCGAAGGAGCUCGGUAAGGUCGCCCCCGGCAUCACCCUGGCUAACGACCUGUCCGGAGGUAGCGGUGGUCCCGGUGCGGCCGGCGUCGGCACCGUCGGUGGGACCGUCGGUGGGACAUCCGUCGGCGGCGGCGCCGGCGGCACCGCUGGUGGUGGUGGCGGUUCGUCGCUACCGACGACCGCCCUUAGCCUCGAUCAUCAGCAAUUCAAUAUAUUCCCGGCUAUAUUUAGCCGGCAAUUAAACUUUUCUGCCAAUUGCGGUCAGAACAAGCUGAUGGACGAGCUAAGGCCGAAUCUCGGCCUACUCGGAGUUGGUCUAGUAGAGAACGACAGCUUCCAUUUGAAUCACAAUCAGGAAAAGAGAAAGUGUAGCAGCGCGAGCUCGAACGAACAAGACUUUGGGCUCUACGGGGUGCAUCAGGGCCUCGAAGCUAGCCCGCCGACGCCUGCGGCUACACCGGGAAGAAGCAGCGUGGGGGCCACCACUACCGUCGGAGCCGAAGGAGCUUUUAAAAAAUUAAAACCGGACCCUUGCGCCUCUAGCCCUCACAUUGGCCACACACCCACCACCGCGAGUUGUCCUACACCGGCUCGACGUCGACACAGGACUACCUUCACGCAGGAGCAGCUGGCAGAAUUGGAAUCGGCGUUCGCAAAAUCUCAUUAUCCUGACAUAUACUGCAGAGAGGAAUUGGCGAGGACCACCAAAUUGAACGAGGCUAGAAUUCAGGUCUGGUUCCAGAACAGAAGAGCGAAAUAUAGAAAGCAAGAGAAACAAUUGCAAAAGGCACUUACUCCGAUACCCGCGUGCCAAGGUGCCAUGAUGAGGAACAUCUAUCCUGGUGCUAGCAGAGGUUAUCAACCCUACCCACAUCCACACAACAGUAUAAACGGAAUCAAUCGUUAUCCUCAGAUGGGCACGACGUCUUACCCUAGCAUGACCCAACCCUUCUCCAUGUCGCAUUCGGCGUCGAACAUGUCGGCGGUCACCGGUAUGCGACAAGACGCGAUGGGCAUGUCAGCGGAGGACGAAUGGUACAACAAGAGUAUCUCGGCCCUAAGAAUGAACACGGCCCAUCAUCCUAAUCUCGCCGCACCGAUGCUGCAAUAUCAAACAUAAUUGUAAACGUAUACCGCUGUAAAUGUUCACCGACCGAAUAAACGCUAAACACGUCGUCGGACCCAUCGAGAACGAGGACGAGGAGAAAUGGCGACCGUCGUUGAUCGUUACCGAACUCAAAAACGAAAAAGAGAGAGAAAAAGAGAAAGAAAUGGAGGAGGAGGUGAGAGAGAGAGAGAGAGAGAGUUGGCUAAAUUUCUUUGCGAAAGAAAAAUUAACAAUUUUUAAACGGUUAAGAUAUUAGAACACGUGGGUCGCCGAAAUUAUUUUUCUCGUUCGAACGUAGCCAACGCGUUCUUUUCUCGAAAUUAAUCGUCCAUAAAGCUCAAAGAUGUAAAUCGAUGAAUAAAUGCUAACAAAUUAAUAUCGAGGACGAAUAACUCGACACCGUGUUUCGUCACUUUGCGACGCGAAUGUAAGAAUGGAAAAACAGUAAAAAAAUGUCGAAAAGACAGAGGGAGAAAGAAAAAGAGAGUGAGAGAGAGAGAGAGAAAGUGGGAGUGGGAGUGGCAGAGAGGAAGAGGGAGAGAAAAAGGAAGAAAAAGAAAAAGAAAUAUGAUCAACAUGGCGGAGCACAUUUAGCGCAAAUAAUUUUAUAUACGUACACGAGUUUUCCUAUUCGAUUAUAAUGUACAGUAUAUAGAGCUUCGAUGAUUUUUCCGUUUCCGUGUUCUCUCGAUCGCGUAACAUUUCGUCCGACAGUGGAAGGGAAAACAAAUAAAAAAAAAAUGAAUAAAAGAAUGAAUAGAGAGAGAGAGAGAGAGAGAGAGAGAGAGAAAGAGAAAAAUAAAUGAACGAUCGUAUAUUCGCUCGAAUUUGUAGCUUAGAGACGAAUGAGCGUAUAUGAGAAACGUGAAACGAUUUAAAAAACUAAAAAAAAUAAGAAGAGAGAGGGAGAGAAAAAGAGAGAGAAGAAAAAUGAAAAGAGAGGGGAGAGAGAAAGAUAGAUAGAGAGAGAAAGAGAGAGAGAGUGUGAGAGAGAGAGAGAGAGAGAGAAAGAAGAAAGGAGAUCUUUCGUUAGUUUCUUAACAACGAGAUUAAAAAAAGACAGACUUUCGAUUGAAGGAAGAAGACUCUGGGGAAUUGUAAAUACAUGCAAAGAUAUAGAUAUUAUAUAGCGUAAUCAGCAGAAUAUUCUAGCGUAUGCGAUUUUUCAAUGUCCUUUUAAAAGAAAAAAAAAAAAAAAAAGUGUAAGCGUACCCUUAGUGAAAUAUUAGGCAUUGAUUUGUGUGCUUAUGUUGACCGGGAUUUUAAAGUAACCGACUAUGAUUGAUAAUGACGAUGAUGCUGAUAAUUUUUUCAGGCGACAUUAGGAUCGAAGGGUUGCGGGAUUAGAGCGAAUGACGGCGAAUAUCGGCAGUGUCGUGCGUUCGAAAUUUGAAAGGCGUCAGGCUUGGAAAGUUGUAGAGACAAAAGUGAUUUAAAUAAAUAAAUAAAUAAAUAAAUAAGAAAAAGAAGAGGAGGAAGAGAAGAAGGAAAAAGAAAAACGAUUCCGUUCCAAUAGCGAACUUUACAAACGAACUUGAUAAUUCGCAAACUUCUCCUGACGCCUUUCGUUCGUCAUAUUUGAAGUCUGUCCGAUCAACAAACGUCUAUAUUGGUGUCAUUUUUCAAUAACUGUCUAAUCGAUAUAUCGACUCGAGGACGAAGCUGCAGAUACGACUGCAUUGUUUUCGUGUAGCUCCGCUGCGACCUCUCAUUGAUAUAUAUCGCGCUCGCGCUGUUCCACGCGAAAUGUUCCUAAAAAAAGUUUGUAACAUAUCACACGUAUGAACGUACACGCUUACGUCGUACGUACGUACGUGUGUACGUACGUGCGUGCGUGCGUGCGUGCAUCCGUACCAUGCAUGCGUGCGUACAUACAAAUAUACAACAAAUAUACAAACAUACAUGCAUACAUACAUACAUUUAAUACAAAUUAUACACGAUCCUCGAAAUAUACAUAUACACAAUGCAUUCGAACAUAACAUACACGUACACUAUAUCCCACGUAUGUCGAGAUGAAAAAAAAAGGUUUAAACUUAAGUGGAAAUACAUACACAGCGGGCGUAUUAUAGUUUUAAGCAAGGGUCACGUAUUGUACGUAUGUGUUGUACAUAGCCUAAAUAAAAAUUACAUUUAAAACUAACCUUCGUGCGUUCGUUAGUUUUGUUCUUGUUUGUUCCCGCAAUUACAUAUCUGGUUGUUAUUUAGGAAGGAAAAACUAAUCGAAGAAAGUCAUAUCUCUUAAAAUGUAACUGUAACAAAAAUACGAAACUAACCAUUAAAGAUUUCUGACUAAUAUUAAAUCUCCAAAAUAUGAUCAAAACUUUACUAAUUUAUGUUUUUUUCAUUUUUUUUUUAUUAUUAACGAAUAAAAAUAUCGACAAAACGUUAAAUAAAUAUAUAUAUACCUGAUAUUUCGUAUAAUAUUGAACAAAGUUUUGCUCAACAAAGGAAUUACGUCGAAACGUUGUAUUUUCCCUCCACAUCGCUCAUCGCGCCUCCUAGCGGUCGGAACGUGAACGUUUAGAAAUAAAAUACGCGCGAAAUACGAAACACGUGUUCUGUAACAUUUCCCAUGAAGGAUCAUUAAUUCGACAAUUAAUAACUUUAUUCUCAUUUGAUUAUGAUAAAUUCUUUUUCAUUAUUCUUAUAAUUCAAUAUAUCAGGGACAAUGUCCCUAUAAAAAUAUUUUUAUCGCAAUAUUCAACACUUCAUAUCCACAUUAUAAUUUUGAAAGCAGCUUAAAAUAAAUUUGGAAAUAUUCUUAUUAUCGUUGUAUAUUAUAUGCAAAUAAAUAAGAAUAAUAUAUAUUGAGAAAUAAACGCCAUCUAAUAUUAAGAUGAUAAAUCACAUAAGUCUCGGUUGUUACAAAAUAUUUAUCUGAAUCUGUAGAGAAACUUAUUAUCUGUGAUGUGAAAAAAAAAAGAAAAUAUAUAUAUAUAUAUAUAUAUGUACAUAUUGAAUAAUUUAUGAAAAGUAAAAUGAAUUGAAGGAUUUGAUCGUUUCGUGAUGGAUCGUCCAUACAAAAUGAGAGGAUAAAAUAUUAGAUUUCAAAGUUUAUUUGUAUGUCAUUAAAUUUAGCACAUUCAUAAUAAAUCUUAUAUGACAGUGUACCUUCGCCUAAAAAACUAUACAUAAGGAAUCGCCAGACUAAAAUAAACGAUAACCCGUACUUCAUAUUAUGUUUGCUAUGUUGUUUCCUCGUAAUUUGUCCUUCUUAUACAUAAUAAUAUAUGUCUGCAAUAAUUUAGAUUACAAAGACGUCAUAGACUUUUCACACCCUUUUUAUUUUUAUUUUUUUUUUUUUGUUAUCCUUUCUUUUGUUUUUUCUCGUAACACGUGUAUAUGGCGCGCGGAAACGCACAAACACGCAUUAAUGUUCCCCGGCAGCGUGAACAGGAGCUAAAAUGUUUUAUUUCUUGCUUUUCUUUUUCUUUUUUUUCUUCUUUUUCAUCUUUUUCUUUUAAUUAUCUCUAUCACUUUCACAUUUUCAUUCGUACGCGUUACUUUCGUAUAAUUUUAAUUACACACACGCGCAGUACCGUCUCGAAUUUAACAUUUUUCUAAUCUAUACUUGUUUCGAUACU
This is a messenger RNA of Vespa crabro (European hornet), 6031 nucleotides long. Its product is annotated as homeobox protein unc-42-like. Gene Ontology annotation, biological process: regulation of transcription by RNA polymerase II. NCBI's taxonomy places the organism in Eukaryota, Metazoa, Arthropoda, Insecta, Hymenoptera, Vespidae. The record is from RefSeq and is a predicted model, not a curated record. The transcript has 6 exons. Bases 1614 to 2459 code for a protein of 281 amino acids. Gene Ontology annotation, molecular function: RNA polymerase II transcription regulatory region sequence-specific DNA binding; DNA-binding transcription factor activity, RNA polymerase II-specific.